CCAGAGAGCAGGGUAGUCGACCAAUGAAACCGACGAACCUGUUCUGUGCAAGAUACUCUUCAACUUUGCUCAACGAAAAGCGCAUAUGGUCUUUUCGAAGUUGAUCAGAUGUUAUUCCUCGUGAUGAUAUUGUCGGUGGUGUUUACUUGAAUAGCGGUCCUGGUUUAUCUUAUCCCCUACAUCGGUUUUUCAUCUGACAUCCUUGAACGUAUGUUGAAUUCUCGUUGUACACACAAAGUGACGAGAAUUUUGAUUACAUCCUUUGGGGAGAUUGACACGUUGACAUUGGGCGCGUUUGAUAUGGAAAUUCAUAAAACGUGUGUUCGAAUCGAUGAGUACUCAGCACUUAGUACUCAGUCUCUGAGAGCCUCGAGCAAACCUCGAGGCGGAAUAAAUUUAAUUGAUGCCGUCGGCAUUUCGGGAAGAAACGCCGGGAAAACGAUGGUUGGAAGUGUGGAUAAUCGGUGACUUGUUCCAUCACCACCAAUCUCAAUUUCAGCUUCACACUCUCUACUCAGCGGGCUACCUGGAGCGUGGGGUUGAAGAGAACUUUGCGUUUCAUGCUCAUGACACUUCGUAUUUCAAUAUACCCAGUUGUAUAGGUUUUCUUUUUCGAAUAAAUCGGUGCAUGUUCUGGUCCGAUAAUACGCGUGUCCUCCGUGUAGGAUCUCCUUCCUCUCCACAUGAUGAAUUCUCGUCUUCGACUUCUAAUGAUAAAACCCUCACGAAAAUUAACGAUGAAUACGACGAAACUUACUGCCAAGCGGUGACACCUCCUGCUGCAUAUCCCUCCCCUCCACACACAGAUAUCGACGCUGUUUGCAUGAUACCGCUUCCCCCGUUUACGUCCGGUCUGUAUCCUCAUGAUGAGGAGGAGGACUACCCUGACGCUUCACACUCUAAGCAAAAUACGCGCCACCCAAUGACCACGAGUCCCAUCGGUGGAGCCCUUGACUCCCCACUCAUCUAUUUGCAACACCCAGCGCCCCUUUCCCCUCCGCCUACGUUGCCCACACCCACUGCGCUUCUCCCCCCGGCCGAAGAAGACCAAGGAGAUACCCUUAAUGUUGUUUUACCUUCGAGCCUGCUGGAGUCUUCUCAAGAGUAUCAUUAUUCAUGCAACUCUGCGCUCCCUUUCUCAGCGCUCGAGAGUGAUCAAAAUGAUCAGUCCGAUUCGGCGCCACCGAAUCCGCAUCUACUUUCACCUCUAUCCCCGCAAUUUGUGACCGGAAUCUCCGCGAUUGGCCAUGUAAAUCAGUCACCGCGCUCGCCUUCAGACGGUAUUGGCGCUACAAGCUUAGAGGGUUCAGAAUCGGAUCGUAGUCCUUUGGGCCUUUAUUCGCUCUUACUUGACCAGACAGGAAUUCCCUCACCUGCUUCUCCGAGUUUCGGCAUGUACGAAGAAUACAAGUGUCCGUGGACGCCACGUUCACUCGAUUCUUCAUCGAACGACGAUGGGAAUGCAAGAUAUAUCACAAAAUCAAUGACGACGGCGCCACAUCUAUCUUAUCCUUCUCCCAAAUCAUCACAUUGGCCACACCAAAUUCCUUUGCAUCCGCCAUCCCAUCCACCUUUCCUAUCUCCAGAUAUAUCUACUGAGCUCCCCAUGGAAUCGGAGUUCCCACACCCUAGUUCACCCUUAAUACGAUAUAUCGAACUCAAUGGUCCUGUUUAUGACGGUGAAGCCCCAGGCUCUCAAUCUCCUUCAAUACGGACUUUUGAGCUCCCUGAAUUGGAGGAAGACGAAGAUUUGGAAACCGGCUUCGACUCCGGAUUGGGAUUGUCUCUGACGUCGUUUCCGACCAUGAGCGAGAUUUCGCCGGCGCCAGAAGACAGUUCUUUGAGAUUCUCUUCAUUAUCACAGUAUAUUCUACAAAAUUCUCCAUCACUCAUAACGUGUUCACCUCCAACUUCCGGUCCAAUCUCAAAACCCACGCUAGAGUCUGAUUGGGAUACCCCGACUUCAAACUUAUCUCCAGCUAAUUUCAACGACGCGGGGUAUGAUAGUGCCACUCCAUCCAGCUACCUUCUCCCAACACGCUGGUAGAAUCCCUUGAUUCCCGUUUAUCCCACCUUCCUCUUGAUUCCUCUCCUUCCGAUAUCCCUUCAUAUGCCGAUUGCCCCGAGUACGCUGUCCUUCGCGCUCAGCCCGACCUAUAUCAAGAUCUUCUCC
This is a messenger RNA of Lentinula edodes (shiitake mushroom), 2173 nucleotides long. RefSeq lists its product as uncharacterized. The transcript has 3 exons. The coding region runs from base 404 to 2047 and encodes 547 amino acids. NCBI's taxonomy places the organism in Eukaryota, Fungi, Basidiomycota, Agaricomycetes, Agaricales, Omphalotaceae. The record is from RefSeq and is a predicted model, not a curated record.